Echinops telfairi (small Madagascar hedgehog) is the source of this 427-nucleotide messenger RNA. Its product is annotated as small integral membrane protein 30. The record is from RefSeq and is a predicted model, not a curated record. The transcript has a single exon. Lineage: Eukaryota; Metazoa; Chordata; Mammalia; Afrosoricida; Tenrecidae. Bases 161 to 340 code for a protein of 59 amino acids.
AUGGCUGCUUCCAGGAAGGUGUCGCGUGGGACCUCUUAGCUUCUGCAUCCUGAGUUCCUAGAACGGAGUGUUUAAAAUCAGAUAGAAUUACAUAUAGAUAUCCCUCCAUUUCUUUGGAACCAUCGGCCUGGAGAUCCAGCCACCGCAAGAUUCCAGCAUCAUGCCCUCGGCUCCCACUCAGUUGGUGUUGGCCCUGAUUUCACUGCUCUCCGUGCUGCCUGUGGUGGAAGCGGUGGAAGCAGGAGAUGCGAUUGCUCUCUUGUUAGGAGUGGUUCUUAGCAUUACAGGCAUCUGUGCCUGCCUAGGGGUGUAUGCACGAAAGAGAAAUGGGCAGAUGUGACUCUGAAGGGCCUCCUGAGGCAAACAUGACCGCGACAAACCUUUGUGCUCUUGAAAUUAUGAAAACUGACCUAUGCCGUUUGAACAU